Frieseomelitta varia is the source of this 3870-nucleotide messenger RNA. It is a transcript of the gene Synd, whose product is annotated as protein kinase C and casein kinase substrate in neurons protein 2. The transcript is spliced from 12 exons. Gene Ontology annotation, biological process: plasma membrane tubulation; regulation of endocytosis; cytoskeleton organization. Gene Ontology annotation, molecular function: phospholipid binding; protein binding. NCBI's taxonomy places the organism in Eukaryota, Metazoa, Arthropoda, Insecta, Hymenoptera, Apidae. Gene Ontology annotation, cellular component: cytoplasm; endosome; plasma membrane. Bases 546 to 2099 code for a protein of 517 amino acids. The record is from RefSeq and is a predicted model, not a curated record.
GCGCUGUAACAGAUAUUAAAUUCAAAUUACACGCGCGAAUCCUAUUCGUCGAAAAUUUUGCGCUCAGAUGUGAAUUGAACCGCCGGUUUACCAAUCAGAGAGGCUCGUGCAUGUCCGUGAGCAUUCGAACGACGACGGCGUUAAACCACGCCCAUCGCUGCUGACCAGAGAGGGAAGAGCUGGUAAUUCACUCUGCGAAGCAGCAAUAUGAGCGUUUAUACUGUUUCUUGAGAAAACGCGCGACGUGACGAAAUCUCAUAGUCGUAAAAUCGCGCGUCGGAAAGUGUCAUCGGGUCGCGCGCCGUUCGCGGAUUUCAGUGAGUGAUACAGUGUCGUGAUUGGUUUCGUUUCGUUCACGGUGUGACGAUUUUUGGUUAGUUUCCCAAGGCCCCCGGAAAGGAUAUCGCCGCUCGUCGGUUCAUUUGCCUCGAGGAAUUGCCUUCGGUUGCUGCUGAAAACUUGAGAAAAUCGUGAGCAGUACCGAGGGUCGUUGCUCAACCAUGGCGUCCUACCAAGGUGAAAGGAAUUUCUCGACUUAGGCUAGGAUGUCACAUCACAGCGACGACAACAUGCUGAUAGCAACCUCGGACUCCUUCUGGGAGCCGGGUAACUACAAACGAACGACCAAGAGGAUCGAGGACGGGCACAAACUGUGCGACAGUUUGAUAGCACUGGUGCAAGAGAGGGCGGAGAUCGAGAAGAGUUACGCGAAAGCGUUGAAAAAUUGGUCGAAGAAUUGGAACGACAAGAUCGAGAAGGGACCAGAGUACGGAACCACCGAGGCUGCGUGGAAGGGUGUGCUUGUCGAGUCCGAGAGGCUGUGUGAUCUUCACCUCAGGGUCAAAGAGAAUCUUUGCAACGAUAUCAUUCAGCAGGUGAAAACGUGGCAGAAGGAGACCUAUCACAAGUCGAUGAUGACGCUGAAGGAACGAAAGGAGAUGGAGGACGCGUUCAAGAAGGCGCAGAAACCAUGGGCGAAGCUUCUGCAGAAGGUUGAAAAAGCAAAGUCCGAGUACCACAACAGUUGCAAGACCGAGCGAACCGCGGCGAACAUGGAAAGGAACGCAUCGGCGGACAGUUCACUUUCCCCUGACCAGAUGGCCCGAGGCUCUGAAAACAUGACAGUAUGUGGAUGUGAUGCAUGGGGCCACAGAAUACGAAAAGCCUUUAGGAAAACUAAGAUAGGAGACGUUCAGCUUGUGAAGAAGAUGCAGGACAGGGUGCAGAAGACGAAGGAAGAAGUACAAAAGGCGAAGGAGAAAUACGAGGCUGCGUUGCAAGAAAUUAAUCAGUACAAUCCGAAAUAUAUGGAGGAUAUGACGCAAGUGUUCGAAAAGUGUCAAGAAAUGGAGGCGCAGCGGCUUCAGUUCUUCAAGGACGUUCUCUUCGGCAUUCACAAAUGUCUGAAUAUAUCUCAGGAUCCAAUUCUUCCACAAAUAUACGAAGAAUUCUACCAUACAAUUAACAACGCGGAUCACGAAAAGGAUUUGAAAUGGUGGUCGAACAAUCACGGUGUAAAUAUGGCAAUGAAUUGGCCGCAGUUCGAGGACUACACAGAGGAGUUCCGUGACAUCACCAAGGGCUCAAAGUCGAAGGAGGCUCUUCCUGCUGGCUCCAUCACGCUCAUCAAUCAACGCCCGGUCGGCGAGGAUGUGCAUGAAUAUCCGCCAGUUAAUAAUAAAUCAAAAUCGAAGCCCAGUUCCCGGGUGAUAUCAACAGACGGUGGUCACGGGGAUAGCAAAACUGAUACGAUGGAUUCUAGUAAACACUCUUCAGAGAAAAAUAAUCACGAUGGUAACGCAGUGAACAGGACCUCCACGAUGACUAAUGGUACGAAUGCGAAGCAAGAAUCAAAUCCAUUUGAGGAAGAAGAAUGGGACGAAGAUAGUGGUGAACCAUUGGUAGAUAAUGGAGAACCAGGUGUCCUCGUGCGCGCGUUAUAUGAUUACGAAGGUGCCGAGGCAGAUGAACUUAGCUUUAAGCAAGGCGAUGUAUUCGACAAGUUAGAAGAUGAGGACGAGCAAGGAUGGUGUAAAGGACGAAAAGACGGCAGAGUAGGUCUCUAUCCUGCAAAUUACGUAGAACUUGUGUCUCCGUAAAGCUACCGCAUAACGCCAAAUCACAUGAACAUUGUUAGUUACUUAACACGCAACGCGUACGAAAGAAAAGGAAAAAAAACGAAUUUUUAUUUUGUUGUUUAUUUCUAUACAAAAAAUAGCAAGCUCGUUAAAAAAAGAAAGAAGAAGGAAGAAAAUUUAUAAAUGUCGUUGAACAAGACUCUAUAUUAGGAAGAUCGUUCAUUUCGUGUGAUAUAUAUGUAUAACAAGCGUUGGGAAGAGACAAGAAAAAUCUUACGAUUCGACGUUAUGAUCGAAAUUCGAAGAGAGCUGUUAUAAGCAGUGAGAAAGAAAAAUUGCGUGCAUCUACUUCAUUCUGUUUCUCAGAUCGAUGUAGAAUCGACAAGAUAGAACUUAAAAAGAAAGAAAAGAAAACGAAACUCUUGCCCCUGAUGGGUAGCUGAUUUUCGUAGCUUUAUAUCCAUCUUUAUAAAUUAGUGCUAAACGACAAGAUGGAUACAUACAGAUACACCAUGAGUAUAUUGUAAGUUUAGAUUUUUGAGAUAAUGUACAAUUUCAAAAAAAAAAAAAAGUUUCAACUCAUUAUUAGCAUCGUUGCUAUGAAAUAUUUUGGCGAAUGCGACGAAAAGUAUAUUUAAUUUAUUGUUAUUCAAAUGAUACUAUUAAAACCUAUUCUUUCCGAAUGGUAUCGUUGUAUAUAAUAGAUUUAAGAACGUAAUGAUAUGUAAAGUUGCAAUUGUUUAAUGAAGUUGAGAUUUUAUGAUGUUCGAAUCAGCAAGAAAUGCGAAGGAGAAUGCGUCGUAAGUACAUGAAAUGUACCAAACGAAUAAAUUUGGGACCCAGAAUUGCCCAAUUUUUUCUUUUUUCUGUUUCUUUUUUUUGUUUAAUAAUUACAAUCUUUUAUUGUUGAAAAAAAAGUUGGAAAAUUAUUUAUAAGAAAUAAAAAGUUAUGAUACUAUGAGAAUAUUUGCGUUAUGAGAAGUUUUCGUCAUUAGUUAAUGUGCUUUUUGUACAUAAUUUCUUAUAUGGAAGCAAUGUUUAAUGAUCGUUUAUGAGAAACUGCAGUCGUAAUAUCUUUUUUAAUUGAAAAAUUUUAUAUGAAAUGAAAUAUAUAAUACUGAAGAUAUUUCAUAUAAUCAUUACUCAUUUUCUAAUAGAUGUAACUAACAUGAUGAUGUAUAGAUGAUUGAAAAAUUGGAAGUGAAAGCGCAAAAUUGUUAAAUUUUAAUUAUUAAAUACGUUCUUUCGUAUUACAACAAAUUACUUACUGUUAAGUUAAUCGAUGUACUUUCAUGAAUACAUGCUUUCAAGAAAUAUUUGUAGUAUAUAGACGCUGUUUUAAGAACAGAAACAACACUGCGGAGUAAUUAGAAAACCGAACGAACUAUAGAUGCGAAUAGUUCGAGAAAGAAAGCAUUUAUAAUUUUCGACGAGACAAAUCCGAGAGUUAGCACUAACGAAGUCAUUUCUUAUUUAAUAAGGUCUCUUUAAUUUUGCAAACGCGCUCAGAUGAAUCAACUUACAAGUCAAGUUUUCAUGGUAUAUAGUGAUAAAUGCUAGUUAUUCAUCACGAGUAAAUAACGUGUCACUAUACACAGUAUUUAUGUAAAUAUAGUAGGAGUAUAAUAACAUUUACAAUUCAGCCAGCGACUGAUUUUUGUAAUUGUUUACAUCAUUAGUCCUCCAAAUUAUUUUCUGUAAAGAGUGUUCGCGAUUCCAUGAUUGUUAAAUAGAUUAUAGUUUGUGUAUAAAAUUUAUUAUGUAUAACUUAAUAAAUAGCAUAUAUACGAAA